UAAAUGGAAGCAGUAAACCAGUCUAUGGUGUCUGAAUUUACUAUUCUUGGGCUUUGCAAUUCAUGGGAGCUCCAGGCCUUCCUCCUAGUGAUGUUUACUUUUCUUUAUUUGAUCACCAUUUUAGGCAACAUCUUCAUUGUGCUCCUAAUUGUCACUGACCUUCGUCUCCACUACCCUAUGUACUUCCUGUUAGCUAAUCUUUCUUUCAUUGACUUCUUCCUUUCUUCAGUCACUACCCCUAAAAUGAUCACAGACUUUCUUAAGGAAAACAAGACCAUCUCUUUUGGAGGCUGCAUGUGUCAGAUUUUCUUUGGACACUUCCUUGGAGGAGGUGAGAUGGUAUCGCUUGUUUCAAUGGCCUACGACCGUUAUGUGGCCAUCUGCAAACCACUCCAUUACACCAGCAUCAUGAACAGACAAAUGUGCAUUGGGUUAGUGAUGACAUCAUGGAUCAUUGGCUUUGUGCACUCAAUAAGCCAACUAGCUGUGAUUAUAAAGCUGCCCUUCUGUGGACCCAGGGAAUUGGAUAGCUUUUUCUGUGAUAUUCCAUUGGUGAUCAAACUAGCCUGCACGGACACCUAUAUUCAAGAAAUGUUGAUAAAUGCUGAUAGUGGGGUACUGGCAACCAUCUGCUUCAUUCUGCUGCUGGUCUCUUACUCUUUCAUUCUGUUUACUGUCUGCCUUCACUCUAAGGAUGGGGUGUCCAAGGCCCUUUCCACCUGUACUGCCCAUAUCACAGUGGUGGUGUUAUUCUUUGGGCCUUGCAUCUUCAUCUAUCUGUGGCCACUAAGCAUCACCUGGGUGGACAAGUUUCUUGCUGUAUUUUAUGCAGUCAUCACACCUCUCCUAAAUCCAGCCAUUUACACCCUGAGAAACAAAGAGAUUAAAAAUGCCAUUAAGAGACUACAAUGUUAG
Molecule: messenger RNA, 915 nt
Organism: Equus quagga
Lineage: Eukaryota; Metazoa; Chordata; Mammalia; Perissodactyla; Equidae
Product: olfactory receptor 4K3-like
Exons: 1
Coding region: 4-915 (303 amino acids)
Biological process (GO): G protein-coupled receptor signaling pathway
Cellular component (GO): membrane
Molecular function (GO): olfactory receptor activity; G protein-coupled receptor activity
Source: RefSeq, a predicted model, not a curated record